This is a messenger RNA of Phragmites australis (common reed), 1744 nucleotides long. Its product is annotated as lysine-specific demethylase JMJ32. The coding region runs from base 95 to 1195 and encodes 366 amino acids. The record is from RefSeq and is a predicted model, not a curated record. NCBI's taxonomy places the organism in Eukaryota, Viridiplantae, Streptophyta, Magnoliopsida, Poales, Poaceae. Gene Ontology annotation, molecular function: 2-oxoglutarate-dependent dioxygenase activity. The transcript has a single exon.
CGCCGCCACCGCCGCCGCAAGAAUCAGCAAAACCAACGAGCAACCAGAGCAGAAGACGCUGCGGCGCCCGUGUCAGCCGGUCACCGCAACGUCAAUGGAGCGAGCUGUGCGGGAGCUGUGGUCCGAGUCCCGCGACCUGCUGGGACUCCACUCCUCGUCCCCGGACGGCGGCGAUGCCUCCGCUGUGCCGCGCGCCGACCUGCCCCCGACGCCGCUCGCCUUCCUCCGCGACCACGUCUCCCCGGGCCGCCCGCUCCUCGUCUCCGCCGCCGCCACGCGCCACUGGCGCGCCACCUCGCUCUGGCCCAACAACUCCUACCUCCCCGACGCGCUGCGCUCCACCGCCGUCUCUCUGCACCUCACCCCCGAUGGCCGCGCCGAUGCGCUCGCCCCGCACCCGCACCCGCACCCGAGGCGUCCCGGCUCCUCCAGGUGCUUCGCUUCCGCGCACGUCCGCCGCGUCGACUUCCCCACCGCCGUGCGGCUCAUAAGGGAAUCCGACCCGGCCGCCGGCCUGGUCGCGUACGCGCAGCAGCAGGACGACUGCCUGCGCGGAGAGUACGCGGCGGUGGCUGGCGACGUGGACGCGCACGUGCCCUGGGCCAGCGAGGCGCUCGGCUGCCUCCCCGAGGCCGUCAACCUCUGGAUCGGCAACUCCCACUCCGUCACCUCCUUCCACAAGGAUCACUAUGACAACAUCUACGUCGUCGUCUCCGGCGAGAAGCACUUCCUCCUGCUGCCCCCCACCGAGCACCACCGCCUCUACGUCCGCGAUUACCCCGCCGCCCGCUACGUCUCCGCAGAGCAGGAAGCAGAGGGGAAGCUUCUGAAGCUUAAGCUGGAGAUGGAAGAGCCCGAGAGAAUGGUGCCGUGGAGCAGCGUGGACCCGUACCCGGCGUCGCCAGGGGAGAUGGCCGCACAGGCGUCGUCGUUCCCGCUCUACUUCGAUGGCCCAGCGCCGAUACGGUGCACGGUCCGGGCCGGCGAGAUGCUCUACCUGCCGAGCAUGUGGUUCCACCAUGUCAGUCAGAGCCCAGGCCCGAACGGGCUCACCAUUGCCGUGAACUACUGGUAUGACAUGCAGUUUGACAUCAAGUAUGCCUACUUCAACUUCUUGAGGUCGUUGGAGAUCGACGAUUGUUCAUCAGACAAAAAUGGUGCUUUGGAAGGUGAUCUUGAGGAGGAGAAAGAUUGAGGUGACGAACUGUGAUUGCUAUUACACCUGGUUUCUGGAUUCUGAUGAACACCAUGGAGCCAAUAUAUGCAGUGCUGGGCUCAGUUCCUUGUGGCCAUCACCUGACAGUUCUUCAAGCUUCAGAAAUAGUUGCUGGCGCACAGGAAAAUUGAUAACUGGCUAUGUAUGUUAUACAACAUCUGCAGUGCCAUCUUGUCUGAUUUGAUUUUAUUGCAAAUAGAACAUUUUGAUGGCACAUUGUCAAAGUUUUGACUGGUGUAUUCACAAAAGGGCGGAUGAAUUGAUUUCUGCCCAUGUUUCUUCUUUCUGUUCCAGUGGUGAUUCUUACAUUCUGCUGGUCUAGAAAUGGUAUCCAAUGCAAAUAAUGCAUGAUCAGAGGCAGAUAGAGAAUGACCAUCAUAGAUCUCUUCAGUAUAUUUUGUAUCUUAGUGUUAGUGUUAGUAUAUGACAUCGAAAACUCGUUGCCAGUUCUGCACUUAACGUAUAUUUUGUAUCCUAGUCCGUUUAUUUACGGCAACAUUGUGUUAACUACUUCGCUAACUUAAGUCU